AUGUGGACGGCAAAGAGCGAUGUUGAAGAGUUGCACCAAUCUUCUUUGUCGAGUCCCGGCCCCGUUGCUCCCCCAGCUGCAAAUGACCUGCCCAUUCACCCUGCCCACGUCGAAGUUAUUCAAGUUAGUCGGUAUUAUCCUCCCGGUGUCUCCAAGAUUAUCGGCCGUGGCGGUGAGAGUUAUAUCGGCCUUAUCGACGAGUCAACAGUUUUAAAGUACCCAUGCAUCCCUGGCAACCGUGAGGGCAUUGAAAUAGAGGCGGAGCUUCUCGCGAUUCUAGGAAACCAUCCGCGAAUCCUCUCCUUGAAGGGUCUCAACGAGCAUGGUCUACUACUGCAAUAUGCGCCAAACGGAAACGUCUACGACCGCGUCCUCUCGGAGCCCGUUAUACCUCUCGACCAAAAACUCUGUUGGUGCAAACAAGCUGCCGAAGCUGUCAAGUACAUACAUGAAAAGGGGGUUAUCCACUGUGAUAUCAACCUCCGCAAUUUAUUACUGGACGAUAACCUUGAUAUCCUGCUCGCAGACUUCCAGGUCUUCCCGGAGUUGGACAGCUUGGACGAUGAUGAGCAGAUAGCAUCUCGAUUCCAGAGCGGACAGUUUCCUACUGAUAGCCAUGCGUACUUUAAGAUCACAGAUAAGUGCUGGAGGCAGCUGUACGAGUCCGCUGAGGAUAUAAUUCUUGACAUCUCUCGGGAGCGAGCCCUGACUCAAAUCAAAUUCUCGCGCGACGGCGACCUGCUCUUCUCUUGCGCCAAAGAUAAACACAUUUGCGUCUGGUACUAUGCCAACGGCGAGCGGCUAGGCACCUAUUCUGGCCACCAGGGUGCGCUCUGGACCGUCGACGUAUCUCCCAACACCGUCCUGAUCGCCUCUGGCGCCGCAGACAACUCCGUGAAGCUAUGGAACAUCAAGACGGGCGAGUGCGUGAAGACAUGGGAUUUUCCCACAGCUGUCAAGCGAGUAGAGUUCUCCGCUGAUGGAUCAAAACUUUUGGCCGUGACGGAGAAGCGAAUGGGAUACCUGGGUACUAUCGUGGUUCUUGAUGUUGCAUAUGGGGAUGGAGAAGGAAACGGGCUACAAGAGCAGGCUGAGGAGCCAAGCUUGAAGAUUACCUGUGAGGAGAGCAAGGCUACCGUUGCUGGGUGGAGCUAUCUAGGGAAAUAUAUCAUUGCGGGACACGAGGAUGGAAGUAUCAGCCAAUAUGAUGCUAAGACCGGUGAGCAGCUGGAAAAUGUGCAGGCGCACGAACUUGACUGCAAGAUCACCGACCUCCAGUUCUCUGCCGACAGGACAUACUUCAUCACCGCCUGUUCCGACAAAUCAGCCAAGAUCCUCUCCUCAAGCACCCUCGAAAUUCUCAAGACCUACCCCGCCGAUACCCCACUCAACACCGCUGCUAUCACUGCUAAGAAAGAUUUCGUUGUUCUAGGCGGUGGUCAGGCUGCAAUGGACGUCACUACCACCUCUGCCAGACAAGGAAAGUUCGAAGCCCGAUUCUAUCACAAGAUAUUCGAGGACGAGAUCGGCCGUGUCCGAGGCCAUUUCGGCCCAUUGAACACAAUUGCUGUUCACCCUGCUGGCGUUGGAUAUGCCUCUGGUGGAGAGGACGGUUAUGUACGUGUGCACCAUUUCGAUAAGUCCUAUAACGACUUUAUGUAUGAGGUUGAGAGGGAGCAGUUGAGGAAGUGA
Messenger RNA from Arthroderma uncinatum, 1692 nucleotides. RefSeq names its product eukaryotic translation initiation factor 3 subunit I. Gene Ontology annotation, molecular function: RNA binding; protein kinase activity; translation initiation factor activity. Gene Ontology annotation, cellular component: cytoplasm; eukaryotic translation initiation factor 3 complex, eIF3m. NCBI's taxonomy places the organism in Eukaryota, Fungi, Ascomycota, Eurotiomycetes, Onygenales, Arthrodermataceae. The transcript is spliced from 6 exons. The record is from RefSeq and is a predicted model, not a curated record. Bases 1 to 1692 code for a protein of 563 amino acids. Gene Ontology annotation, biological process: protein phosphorylation; cytoplasmic translational initiation.